This is a messenger RNA of Saccostrea cuccullata (small rock oyster), 644 nucleotides long. RefSeq lists its product as uncharacterized. The record is from RefSeq and is a predicted model, not a curated record. The transcript is spliced from 6 exons. Lineage: Eukaryota; Metazoa; Mollusca; Bivalvia; Ostreida; Ostreidae. Bases 90 to 644 code for a protein of 184 amino acids.
AUGGACCGAAAUAGUUAAAUAGCCCAGCUCAGAUAACAUUCCGCCGACGGUAAUCGUUAGCAUAAAACGCAUAAGGAGUCUCAGCUGAAAUGAAGAUGCAAUUCAUGGUGCUUCUUGUCAUUUUCUUAGAAACAGCAGAGAUAAAACUCGUAAAAACAACAUGUCCAGCUUCGGUUCCAACAAUUCGAUAUGUAUCGUCCUGUCCCAGUAAUGAAGAGGCAUGGAAAAUAGCCGAAUCAAAAAAGAAUUGCAAAAGUUUAGCUGAUAUUCAGAAAUGUGUUGCAGAUCCCUCUAAAUUUAAGUAUCACUGUCUUGUGAACAGCUAUUUGAAUGCAACUUUAGAAGUGUGUGCACCAAUCCGGUUUGCCUCAGGUUACUGUGCCGAUUUCAAUACCCUGCAAAUAAAAGUGACGGAAAAUUAUAAUAUUGACUGUACAAAGCUAAAUCCCGCAUGUCCUCAAAGAUAUGUAUCUACAGAUAUAUAUAAAUACCCAUCCUGCUACAAACUGAAUGAAAAUCAUGACAAACUGCAAAUUCCACUCAAUCAGCUAAUACAGCACAGUGACAGACUUUUCAACAACAACGUUUGUACACAACACAAAGGGAAAAACGAGUUUGAGGAAAUUGUUGUUAAUGACGUAUGA